GCCCAGCGUACCAGCCUGUAAGUUAGACAUGUUCUCUGCUUGUGCUGGGUGGUACUGGCAACGCACAGAAAUAUUGACUGUUCUGUUAUUUCUUAUUGUAGCUGAGUAAACUGUGAUUUACAUCUAAAAUGAGUCUCUCUGGGGAGAGAGAGGAGGGGACCACUGCUUCUAAAAUGAGUCUCUCUGGGGAGAGAGAGGAGGAGACUAUUGCCUCUAAAAUGACUCAAGACACCAGUUCUGAGAGUGUUCAGAAGCCCAGAGCAGAGUCCCCUACAACCAGCCUGCUAUCAAUGAAUCAGCCACCUGCUUUCAGCCAGGAACCAUUUCCAGAUGACAAUAAGGAAGUGGAGAGUUUGGACAGUGAGGAUGCAUUAAAGAUCACACACAACCUUCUGGACAGAAGAAGUCAAACUCUGUUGACAGUCCAACAAGACAUUAAGGCUAAACUGAAACACAAGUAUCAACACAUAUCUGAAGGAAUUGGACACCAUGGAAACCAAAGUCUGUUAAAGGACAUCUACACAGAGCUCUACAUCACAGAGGGUGGAAGUGGAGGGCUCAAUAAUGAACAUGAGGUUAGACAGAUAGAGAUGGCAUCCAAGAAACAAACCACACGAGAGACACCAAUCAAAUGCAACGACAUCUUCAAGCCUUUACCUGGACAAGACAACCCUAUCAGAACUGUGCUGACAAAAGGAAUCGCUGGCAUUGGAAAAACAGUCUCUGUGCAGAAGGUCAUCCUUGACUGGGCAGAGGGAAAAGCAAAUCAGGACGUUCAUUUCAUGUUUCCUCUUCCUUUCCGUGAUCUGAACCUGAAAAAGGACCAAUACAGUCUGAUGCAACUUCUUUCCCACUACUUCCCAGAGCUGAAAGAGAUUGACAGCAUUGAAGAUGGUGAAACCAAAACUGUUUUCAUUUUUGAUGGUCUGGAUGAGUGUCGACUUCCUCUAGACUUCAAAAAACUGAGAAGUGCUGUGAUGUCACGAAGCCAACCUCAGUGGACGUGCUGCUGACAAACCUCAUCAAAGGGAAUCUGCUUCCCUCUGCUCUCCUCUGGAUAACCACACGGCCUGCAGCUGCCAAUCAGAUCCCUCCCGAGUGUGUUGACCAGGUGACAGAAGUACGAGGGUUCAAUGAUCCACAAAAGGAGGAGUAUUUCAGGAAGAAAAUCCCAGAUCAGAAUCUGGCCAAUGAAAUCAUCCAACACAUGAAGACAUCAAGGAGCCUCCACAUCAUGUGCCACAUGCCAGUCUUCUGUUGGAUAUCAGCCACUGUCCUUGAGAUGACACUGAAAGAGGCAGAGAAGGAUGAAGUCCCCAAAACUCUGACCCAGAUGUACUCACACUUCAUACUCAUCCAAAUCAUUGUGAAGAACAAGAAGUAUAACAAAGCCACAGAGACAAACCCAAAGGAACUGUCUCAGUCAGACAAAGAGAUUAUCAUGAAACUGGCAAAGCUGGCUUUCCAACAGCUGCAGAAGGGCAACCUGAUCUUCUAUGAGGAGGACCUGAUAGAGUGUGGCCUUGAUGUCACAGAGGCAUCAGAGUACUCAGCAUUGUGUACAGAGAUCUUUAAAGAAGAAUCUGGGCUGUACCAAGACAAGGUCUACAGCUUUGUGCAUCUGAGCAUUCAGGAGUUUCUAGCAGCAGUGCAUGCUUUAGAAUCAUGUCUGGACAAGAAGGAAAAUGUUUUCCCCCCCAAAGCAGUCACCAGUGAUGAUGAGGAGGAGGAGGAGGAGGAUAUUGAUGAUAAGCAGGACGAGGAGGAGGAGAAGGAUGAUGAAGAUGAGGAUGAUGAUGAUAACAAUGAUGAAGAGAAUGAGUCAUUCCAGUUGUCUGACUUACACAGGAGAGCAGUGGACCAGGCCUUGAAGAGUGAGAAUGGACACCUGGACCUGUUCCUCCGCUUCCUUCUGGGUCUCUCACUGGAGUCCAAUCAGAAUCUGUUACGAGGCCUUCUGACACAGACAGUCAGUACAACACAGACCAAUGAGGAAACAGUUGAGAGAACAGUCAGGUACCUUUCAGACAAGAUCAAGGAGGAAUCCUCACCAGAAAGGAUCAUCAACUUGUUCCACUGUCUGAAUGAACUUGGUGCCAACUCUCUAGUUGAAGACAUGCAGACCUCCCUGCGAUCAGGAACUCUUUCAGAAACAGAGCUAAAACCUGACCAAUGUUCAGCCCCUGGCCUACCUGUUACUGAUCUCAGAGGAGGUGCUGGAGGAGUUUGA
This is a messenger RNA of Salmo salar (Atlantic salmon), 2230 nucleotides long. Lineage: Eukaryota; Metazoa; Chordata; Actinopteri; Salmoniformes; Salmonidae. The record is from RefSeq and is a predicted model, not a curated record.